Messenger RNA from Branchiostoma belcheri (Belcher's lancelet), 1540 nucleotides. RefSeq names its product sorting and assembly machinery component 50 homolog B-like. Gene Ontology annotation, cellular component: outer membrane; SAM complex. Gene Ontology annotation, biological process: mitochondrial respiratory chain complex assembly; protein insertion into mitochondrial outer membrane. NCBI's taxonomy places the organism in Eukaryota, Metazoa, Chordata, Leptocardii, Amphioxiformes, Branchiostomatidae. The coding region runs from base 164 to 1540 and encodes 458 amino acids. The transcript has 15 exons. The record is from RefSeq and is a predicted model, not a curated record.
CUUAGAAGCGAAUCUUACGACAGUGCCGUAAACUGUGACAUCCAUCAUGGCGGACGUCCGGGCGGACUGAGGUCAUUUGCCGAUCCCGGGUUUUUGGUUCCGUGAUUUUGUGGAAACGGGGCGAGAUUUGAACCUGGCAACGGUUGGGAGAUAAAACGGAGAUAUGGGGACUGUACAUGCGAAGGCUCCGGAGGCUGGAGGAGUAGCAGAGAUGGAGGAACACGAGAGACAUGAGAUUGUUCUGGACAGCAAACCGGUGAAAGUGGAGCGUGUCCACGUGGACGGACUGGGUCGUACCAAAGACAACAUCAUCGUGAGGGAGGUGAAGGAUGUGCUCAACUCCACCAGCUUUGAGGACGUGAUCCGGAGGUCCCACUACGCCAAGACGAGGCUGGAGCGGCUCGGCAUCUUUAAGAACGUCGGCAUCUUCAUCGACACAUCGAAAGGUCCGGAGGCUGACCCCAAUGGCCUGGAGGUCACCUUCGAGGUCAAGGAGCUGCGACCUUUGACCGGCACAGCCAACACCAUGGUCGGGAACAACGAGGGGUCGAUGGUGUUUGGAGUUCGGAUGCCGAACAUAUUUGGGCGAGGAGAGAAGGUCGUGUCGGAGUACUCCUACAGCAACAAGCAGAGGUCGUCGUUUGCUGUGACCUUCAUGAAGCCGCUUCACGGCAACCCCGACUACAGACUGAACAUCAGCGGCUGGAAGACUGUCGGACAUUAUCCAUGGAGCAGCUACAAGGAGGUGGACAGGGGCGUGGCCACUGAGAUCUCCUUCCCCCUGCUGGGCCAGCAGACAGUACGUUGGGAGGGAGUCUGGCGGGAGCUCGGAUGUCUCACCAGGAUGGCGUCUUUCGCAGUCCGGGAGCAGGCCGGACAUUCCCUCAAAUCUUCUCUCAAGCACAUCUAUGUGGUGGACAGUCGGGACGACCCAAUCCUGCCCACUAGAGGGGCCAUGUUCAAACUCAACCAGGAGCUGGCUGGUAUUGCAGGCGGGGAUGUGAAGUUUCUGAAGGAGGAUGUUGAACUCCAGGUCAACAAGGAGCUGGUCUGGGACACGAUUGUCUCCUGCUCGUUACGAGGGGGGGUCAUGAAACCGCUGCAGGGCACGUCUUCGCGGAUAAACGACCGGUUCUUCCUGGGGGGUCCCACUACCCUGAGGGGCUUCGACAUGCACGGCGUCGGGCCCAAGUCAGAAGGAGACUUUAUGGGCGGAGAGGGGUACUGGGCAGCCGGUGUCCACCUCUACACCCCCCUNNNNUUCCGGCCGGGCAGGGGGGGUUUCGGCGACCUGUUCCGGACUCAUGUGUUCCUGACGGCCGGGAACCUCUUCCAGCCCAACUUAGAGGAUGUUUAUAACUACCGUGACCACUGGGAGAGGAUGCGGUCGGACGUCCGCUGGUCGUACGGCGUGGGGAUCCUGUUCCGGCUCGGCCGCAUCGCCAGAUUAGAGCUGAACUACUGCAUACCAGGGGGGGCCAGGACGGGGGACAAAGUGAGUGAAAGUGUACAGCUGGGGGUUGGCGUCACCUUCCUGUGA